GACUCAAAGGUCAUCCCACUAACCAAUCAUUUGGCCAUGUACCAGGCAGCAGACGCCAAGCGAGAGGACACCACUUUCUCCAGCGGGGUCAUGGAGGAGUCGGAGGUCUGUUCCCUGCCUGGGGGACUUGCCAGUGUGAGGAAACAAUUUGAGACCCAAGAAACUGCAACAUCCCACAACAUAACCCAGCUCCACUUCCAGCACAGAUCUGUGCAGGAAAUGUCGAACUCACAGGUGACGGUGAUGAGCAGUUCCAGGCAAGUCCUCCCAGGCAGUCAGCAGCUGAAUUUCAAACAAGAGGAGAUGGUGACUGAAAGUUACAAUAAUUCGACCUCCAGCUUUGAAAACCACAAUAAUGAAACAGAAGAAGAAUUUCCCAGGUAUACUGCAAAAGAACUGAGAGCUCACUUUGAAAGAACCAUUGAAGAGGCGGCACCAAGCAGACAAAUAAGGAUUGGACGUGACAUCAAUCGCUCUAAGUGGUCUUCAAAUGUGACACAAAAUGCUGCUACCACCGAGACGCAUGAAACAUCAGCCACAGAGGCGACACAAGACACAGCCACAACCGACACAGUUUUGGAUUAUGAGGACUUUCCACCUCCGCCCCCUGAGGAUUCUGACUAUCUUCCGCCCCCACCUCCAGACUUACUACAAAUGCCAUCAGACACUUCAAACAUUUCAGAAUGCUAUUACUCACCUGAGCCUCCUGAACCAGCUUACUCCUCCAAAUACCCCGUCAACAAAGAGGCUUACUUCAAGCAGAGAAAUAUGUAUGAGUUGAAACGCCUCUACAAGCAUAUUCAUCCUGAGGUUCGUAAAAACAUUGAAAAAGAGUACUACAAUAAUGGGGCUGAAAUGGAGAACCACCAGCAGGAGAGCCAAGAUGACAUAUAUGAGGAUGAUGGGGACAGCGGCAAUAAUGCCAGUUUGAGCCCAGAUGAAGAAUAUAUGGAGUGGGAUGAGAUUCUCCCUGGGGAGGUGCAGUCAAUGCGUUGGAUGUUUGAAAAUAAGCCAUUGGACGCCAUUAAAGAUGAAACUCCUGAUGAAGAUAGCGACAACAGAAAAAUACCUCAACAGGAAAUAAUAGUGGGAAAAGAUGUGAGGCGCACAGCUUGGAUGUUCGAAACCAAGACCAUGGACGCAUUGGGUUCACACAACACAGAUUCAACAGAAUAUAGAAACAAAUUCAACAAAUUAGACAAGGGAGAUGUCCGUGCUGCAGCGUGGCUAUUUGAAACUCAGCCAAUGGAUAGUCUGAACAAAAUGCACAGGGAGGAGGAUCUGACAAAAGAGAUUGUGUUCACAGAAGAGGAUGGAAAUGCAACCAUUUACAUGAUUGACAACAAGUGUAUGGGAAGCUUAGGCCACACUGAGACCAUUGAUGAGAGUCACCUGCUAAGUCUAAGAUCAGUGUUGGAAGAAAUUAAUGGUGAGGUGAAGACCAUCACAAGUACCUUUGACACACAGUUCAAAUGCGUCCUCAUGGGACAGUCAAGCCAGAUGCUGGAGAUCAAAUCUGUGCGCAAAAUUGAAACUGAAUUGGAGAGCUCUAUCGCUUCGCGUUGGCUUUUUGAUACCCAACCCCUGGACAUGACAAACAGAGAUUGUGCCCCCUUGAAACUUGUGUGUAGUCUUUCCAUGGAGGACAGCCAUAAAGGAGAUUGGGGCAGGUGGCUGUUUGAGAUAAAGACCUUAAAUUCUCUUGAUGACUGGCAGAACUCAAACAUACAGAAAGAAGAGAUCAUUGGAGCAGAUGUGCGGAAGCAUUGCUUAACAUUUGAGACUCAGCCGAUGGAUUCCCUGAAGGAUGACUCUAACGCAAGGUCUGAAACCAUUGAGGAUAUUAUUGGGGGUAACGUCAGAUCUGCAAGACACUUUUUCGAAAGCAGUCCUCAAGUAUCCAGGAAGAAUCCCACCGAGGUAGGGAAACUUAAAAGGCCGACAAUGAAUGAAGGAGGAAAAGGAGAUGUGAGACAUCAAAAGUGGCGCUUUGAGAGUCAACCACUGGAGCACAUAAGAGAGGAUAAGAAAGAAGUUAUACGCACUGUCAAUGUUGAGGAAGACCUCACACAGGAGGACGGCACAAGCUGCAGGGCAGAUGUCCGAAAAAAUUGCUGGGUGUUUGAGACACAGCCAAUGGAUACUUUAAAAGAUGAUACCAAUGCCAGACCCUUAACAAAAGAGGAAAUAAUAUCAGGCAAUGUCAGCUCAGCAAGACAUUAUUUUGAGACAAUGCCUGCUGAUGAGUUAAAGGAGCUUGCAGAAGUAGGGAAAUUGAAAAAAUCUGCAGCAAUUGUAGAAGAGAGAGGCGACGUUAGACACCAGAAGUGGCGGUUUGAAAGCCAACCAUUAGAGCACAUCAGAGAAGAGGAGAAGGAAGUAAUUCGGACAAUAGACCUGGAGGAAAUUGAUAAAGUGGAUGUGUCAAACUACAAGCAAAUUUUUGAGACCACGGACUUAAGCAGAAAGGAUGAAUCUCAAAAGAUUCUUAUUGAAGGCGUUACCUCUGGCUCCGUGAAAUCAAAUAAAAAUCUGUUUGAGUCUACCCCAUUGUAUGCCAUGCAGGACAGCUCAGGGCACUUCCACGAGGUGAAGACAGUGCGUCGAGAGGAGGUUGUCAGAGGAGAUGUAACAACUUGCAAAUGGAUGUUUGAGACACGCCCAGUUGAUCAGUUUGACAAAAGUAUUAGUGAAUACCAAAUUAUCAAGGGGAUUUCCAAACAGGAAACUGAAUCUGGUGAUGUUAAAACUGCCAAGUGGCUGUUUGAAACGCAGCCUCUUGAUGCUAUUAAGUACUUUAGCAAUAUUGAGGAUGAGGAAACUGUGGGCACAAGAGAAGAUACCGAAAUUGUGAAAGGUGAUGUGAAAACUUGCAAAUGGCUAUUUGAGACAAAACCAAUGGACAUUCUGUAUGAAAGAGAGGAGUUAAAAGGUGAAGAUGAAUCUGAGAAAAUACAGAGAGGAGAUGUCAAAACCUGCACAUGGCUUUUUGAGACACAAGCACUUGAUAGUAUCCAUGAUGAGAGUGAAACUGUUCUAAAAACAUGCACUGUGAAUCAAGAAGAAGUAAGAGGCAAGGAUGUAAGAAUGGCUUGCUUUCUUUUUGAAACAGAGAACCUUGAGAACAUCGCUGGGGAUGAAAGGGACUCUUAUAAACGAGUCACUGAGAUAGAUAUUGAUUCUGGAGAUGUCUCGAGGAUGAAGUACAUUUUCGAAAACCAGACCUCUGACAUCAUGACUUCUACAUGUGAUGAAACAAUGCAAAAGCUUAAAACUGUGCAGUCCGAGGACAUACAAAAGGGCAAUGUGGUGAACUGUAAAUGGCUCUUUGAAAACCAAUCCAUAGAUACUAUGCACAACAGCCAAGAGGAGUCAAUGAGCAGCCGCACUGUGAAUGACGUACAAGGAGGGAAUGUUGACAAAGGGCGUUUCAUUUUUGAGACCUACACCUUAGACAAAAUUCAAGAAGUUUCCUCUGAGACAGAGACAGAUAUUGCAAAAAUACAGAAAAUUGUCCGUGAGGAGGAUGAGAAGGGGGAUGUGCAAAACUACACCAUGAUGUUUGAAACACAGCCCCUUUAUGCAAUUCAGGACAAAGAAGGCCAUUACCAUGAGGUCACCACUGUCACAAGUGAAGAAGUUAUGCGGGGGGAUGUAGUCAAAUCCCGGUGGUUGUUUGAAACCAAACCCCUUGAUUCUAUCAGGGACACAGAUGAGGUAUACAUCAUCAGGUCUGUUACACAAGAAGAUGUGCAGAGAGGAGAUGUUACCUCCGCAAAGUGGAAAUUUGAAACGCAACCGCUUGAUAAAAUAGCUGCGGAAAAUAAGGCUUUGAUUAAAACUGUUGACGAUAUUCAAGGAGGACAUGUUAGCGUGAACAAGCACCGCUUUGAGUCAGACGCUCUGUCACAGGAGUCAGUUAGAACAGUGAAUGUAAGUGAAAUACAGAAAGGCGAUGUUAGAACAGCAAAAUGGAGGUUUGAAACGCAAUCAAUUGAUAAAAUAAAAAGCAUGAGCUCUGAAAACCUGGUUGAAAUGGUUCAAAAAGAGGAAGUUGCAAAGGGGGAUGUCAAACAAUCUGUCUGGCUCUUUGAGAAAAAUCCUCUUGACCAUAUUAAAGAGGUAGAUGAGGAUGAAGACACAACCAUCAAUCGAGAGGAAAUUCCAAAAGCAGAUGUGAAGACAACAACUUGGCUCUUUGAAACAACACCAUUCGAUGAUUUUAACGAGACAAGUGUGGAGAAGUCUGAAAUUAUGGGUAAAAGUAUCAAGGGUACCCUUGAGGAACUUUACAGUCAGAAAAUGGUGAGUUCAAAAGGAAUUCUCAUUGAGGCUGAUGAGAUUGGCGAUGUUAGAAUGGCAAAAUACCAACUAAUGAACAAGCAGGCACCAGAGAUUCAAAGAGAGGAUGUCAUCAGGGGGGAUCUGCAAAGCAUCAUGAUGAACCUUCUGAACAGACGGGAAACAAAGGACAGGCAGAUAAUAAUAAAUUCAGAAGAGAAGGGUAAUAUCAGUUCAACGGUACACCAGCUAUUCAACCAAGAAAGAGACAGUAGCAUUGCAAAAGAGGAAAUUUUAAGGGGUGACAUUCAGGAAGCUGUAAACAACCUUCUGAAACAGGACGGGUCAGCAAAACGGGGAAUACUUAUCCAAGAGGACGAGAGGGGAGAUGUGCAGAUGACAGUUUAUUCCCUCCUGAAUAAUCAAGAGAGCGUCGCAUUUGAGAAAGAAGAUGUUGUUCGAGGGGAUAUAAAGAGUGCUCUACAGAGACUGUCCGGCCCAGACGAUUCAAAUCAGAUUAUAAAGAUCAAAGUGGAUGAUGCCGAAAAGGGAAAUGUCCAAUUUUACUCAACGUGCAUUGAAUCUGGGGCACUCGACUACCUCAAACAAACCCACAUGGGACCUGAUGAAAGUCCAGUUGAGAGAGUAGAGAAAGAGGAGAUUAUUGGAGGUGACAUUGAGGGUACAAAACUGAUCCUUGGGCGUAAUCAAACACAUAUUGAGCGUACAAUAGAGGAUAUUGUGCCUGGCGAUGUUCACAACACAGUGAAAGUUUUUAUGUCAGAGCCUACCAUCUCCCUGGAGGGUCUACAAAAAGAAGAAAUAGUUAAGGGCAAUUUGAAAGCUGCAAUGACUUCAUUGUCUGAAUCUGUGAAUCAGACAGUUGUUGUAGAGAAAGAGGAAGUUGUGAAGGGUGACAUACCAAAAGCCCUGCGGUGCCUGGAGAAGGCCCAUAAGCAACACAAGGAGGUGGAGAAGCCAGACAUCAUACGGGGCAAUAUAAAAGGGGCUCUAAGAUCCCUUGAGAAAUCAGCAACUUCCAAAGUUGAAGCUGUAGUUGAGGAUUUAGUUCCCGGAGAUGUGAAGGCUACGCUGAAAUCUUUGGAGCAGGCAAAGCAAGCAGUGAGAGAGGUUGAAAAAGAAGACAUUGUAAGGGGCGACAUUCACACAGCAAUGCAGUGUUUACAAGAUGCCUCUAAUGAAAAGUGGACAUGUCAACAGGAAAUAGAUGUACAGGGAGACGUCAGAGGAACGAUUCAGCUCUUCCUGGAACCUCCAUCUUCACCAAGAAUGCGGAGGAGAGCAAGCCUUGAAGGUGACGUAAAGAUGUCAAUUAAAUCCCUAUACGAGACACAGGAGGAAACCCAGGUAGAGAAAGAGGAGGUGAUAAAGGGAGAUGUUAAAGGAACUAUUAAGUCAUUAUUAGAAACAGCACAACGUCAAACACCGAAAGUCAAACUCGGAGCACACAGAAGAGUCAGAGUAAAACAGAACCCACCUGUUAAGAACUUAAAUGUUGACUCCCAAAGGAACAUUCAAAAGAUAAAAACGGCUAAUUCAGUUACAAAAUCAGAAAAGAAUCAAACCCACUCCACUGAAACUAAAAUCGAUAAAACACAGUCAUAUUCUAUGCAGCAAACUAGUAAGCAUUCAACAACGGUGGUGGAGCACAAAACCAUUACUCAAAACCAUGGCAUCAAAACAUUGAAGACUGAGUUCCGUAAUUUAAAUUCUAAUUCGAGGGGAAUGAUAAAACUGGAUAAAACCAAAGUAAAAAGAGAUGAUUACGUCCCAAAACCGAAGGGGCCAGAGUCUGAUCUGCCUCUCCCUCCUCCACCACUACCUAUGACUGACACCGACCUUCCUCCUCCUCCCACUCCUCCCCCUCCACCAUCUGUUGAGUCAGAGCUUGACCACCUUCCACCUCCUCCCCCGCCACCACCACUUACUAGUGAACAGGAUUUCCUCCCACCACCUCCUUCUCAGCAAGAGCUGGACAACAUGCCAUCACAGACAAUUCAUCCUUCUCCAGGGAAAGCGUCAAAAAUGACUGUCAAAAAAGUAAAAGCUCCUACCUUGCAUCCAGUCCCCAAGUUGGAGCCUAAGGCAGAGAUCAGCAAAACACAACAGACAAUGUCAGAGACCAGCACAACCACUGCCAACAAAUCUCUGAUAGAAAUAAGCCAAAUUGAAUCCCAAACAAAAACUCAAUCAUCAAAAGCUAUUUCAUAUGACAUCCCUCCACCACCUGAAUCACCACGACCACUGAAGAAAGUUUAUAUCUCCCCUGUAAAAUUCACACCUCCGCCCUCUCCACCUCCUUUCAUGAGAGGGAAAAUGAGUAAAUUUAACACUCCCUUAAUUAAAGCAGAAGAAAAGUACCGUAAGACGAGAGAGGAAAACACACCCCCUACUACUCCAACUCCCAUUUGUAUACAUGACUCAGUCACAGCUGCUCUUGAAAUGCUUUCUAACCAACACAAGGAAAACAUAACAGCAGAUUUAACUGAAGAAAGAGUGGAGAAGACUUUGACAAAUAUUCAGUCGGAUUUACUUUCAGCUGCUUUAUCCACCCAUACAGAAAACACAGAUACAAAUGACAAAAAUCUCCCAGAGUCUGUUGUUAUGUCUUCUGCUAAACACCAAAUUGUCUCCAAUCAGACUUUCAAGGACAGCUCUGUUCAACAGGCUUCAUCCAUGUCAACCAUUAGACAACAGACAAUUAUGACUAGUAGCCAGCAAAUAGUGUCUGCUUCCUUACAGUCUAGUCAGACAACAACUAAUGACAAAGUCCAGACCUCAAUCAGUGAUAUUAAAGAGACUGAAAAACUAAUGACCAAUACCCAGAAAGAAUUCAAAAAUCUGAAAACAAAGGGCCCCAACAAGUCUCAAGAUAAAAAGAAAAACGAAAAGGCCAUUUCCUCUGAGAAGAGCCUUGAGCAACCAACAAAACAGGAAACAGUCACUCCUGAGGUGAAUAUCAGAUUAAACAAAUCAGAGGACAAGAAGGAAGUUGAUAAUACACUAUCAAAGGUAUCCGAUAACCUCCACAGUCAGCACCCAAGAAAAGAAAACAUGGGUACAGAAAAGAAUGAAAAGCCAGCCAAAUCACCGCAACCUGAGCGCAAAAAGAAAACUGAGGACUGUCCAGCAAAAACUGAAAAAGCAACCAGUAACCUGAAUGCUAAAACAGGAAAAGCAGCCCAAAAGGGGAAAAAGAACAAUAAACAAGAAAAGCCAGUAGAGAUAAAAGAAACCAAAAAGACUAAUGAGAGUGAGAGGAAAAGUGUUUCAAUUGAAGGGGAUUUAAAGGUGGAGCUGAAGGAAGCUGUUGAGGUGAACGUGAGUACUGAGUAUAAAGAAGUGAGGACCGAGUUUAAGGAGGAGAUUCAGAAAGUCACCCCCUUGUCUGUUGCAGCCACUUCUACUAAAACUGCUGUUACUAGUACUGCUAAUGACAACCAAGCAGUAUCUCCAAACCCAGCGAAGAAGAAAAAGAAGUCCAAAAGGUCCAAGGGGGGAACACUAUCCGGUCAAGGUAAAGACACAUCCACGGAAUCUAAGACAACAGUGUCUGAAAAAUCUGUUCAAAAUCGAGAAACAACCGCUGUUGUGCAAAUGCACAAAGAUGUGAAAGAACGCUGCAUUCAGGCCCAUAAAGCAGGAAACAAAGAGCAUCAGAAUGUGGAGCAACAAGAAGCAGUCAACAUCCAAAAGCAGGCAAAGGCAUCGCAAAAGAAGAAAGGUGGUGAUAAUCUGCAGAAUGUAGAAACGAACAAGAAAGAAGAAAGCAAGAAUAUCCCGAUUACAGUGAUAGCUAAGGAAGAACAAAAUGAUGCGAGAGCUGAGAGCACAGAAGACUCUCAGAGGCAAGAGGUCCAGGCAAUAAUCUCUCAGAUCACAGAGCUGCUAAGGAUAUCAGGGAUGAUUGACUCUAAAUCUGUGAAGACUCUCCUGAAUACAGUUCCAGAAUGGCUCAUUGGGCCAGAGGAAAAAUGUGAAUUGGAAGGAUCCGCAGUUGAAAGUAACAUACAAAAAUUCGAAGAGAUUAUUUCACAUGUUAGGAAAAUGGCAGAGGCUAAACUGAUGUGUCUAGACAAAAAAGACACAGUGGAGAAGCACGAAUAUGAACCUGUCUCUGAAAAAGUAGUUUCUGGUACGGCAACACCAAGAAUAUCUAAAAUCAGCAUUGGUUCUGCAAAGGUUGAGAGCCAGACAAGGAAAAAGAUCUCACAUGAAAGCAGGAAGCAAGAGGUGAGCCAGGGCAAGUCUAUGGACCUUAGAGCACCUUCACCAUCACUGAGGAUGCGUACUCCCUCACCAACCUUUAUCACCAUUGAAUCCACACGAAGAACUAAUUCGCCUCAGAGAGUAACUCCAUCACCUACUCUGUUGUACAGACCAGCAACGCCCCCUACACCACCCCCACGUAGGUGUGACACCCCAACUUCACGCAUUAACAGAAUCACUCCUUCUCCUACUUUUGACAGAGCAGAAAAUUUGGCCAGACUUAAAGACACAACAGCCAAGCUCUCACGUGGUGUGACCCCACCUCCAGUUCUUCCUCUCCAACAUGUCAUGGAGAAGAAAGCUGAGAUUGUGGAGUCCCCGCCAUCAUUCCAUAGGCAAAUCAAAAUUGACACACAAGCUGUGGAGGCAUCAGAGACAUUAGAUACAGCUAUAAGAGAAUCACUACUGGACACCAACUUGUCAUUCAAUCAAAAUGACCAGGAGGUUUUUGAAGCCUCAGCCACAUCAGAGACAAUGGUCUUAUCUGCAUCUGUAAAAGACAAGAGAGAGUUUUUUGAAGAGGCUCAAAAAGCUGAAAUGAACAAAACCUAUGUGAGAAAGGAUCCCAUCGAUAUCCCUGAACGCUUGGGCCCAGACACGGAGGACUCUGAUGUGCAAACCAAAGAGAAAGAAACAGAGUUUCCUAAAGUUGACUUGUCUGGCCUGGUGAACAGAUUUGAAUCACCGGAAGAAAAAGUCUAUGACAGAAAAGAGACUUUCUCGCUCGCAGAGCUGGUGCCUGAGAAUACAGACGCUGACAAAGAGAUAGAAAACAUUCUAGAACAGGAAACCCCAAAUUUUGACAUCGAGGCAAUUAGAAAAGUUUUUGAAUUGGGUGAACAAAAGCCCUCGUUCAAAAAGGAGAAAAAUAAUCAAGAGGAGUCAGUAUCAAGCCUGAGUGAAACAGCAAACAUUUCAAAGCAGGAGAGGCCUCAAGCGACAGAGGGGCGUUCACGGCAGGGUACCCCGCUCCCUCCCCAGAAAGACGUGGUGGAAACGGUGCCAGUGGAACCAUCAGCUUUCUCUGAAGCCAAAUCAGUCACAGAGCAUUUCUCAAAUGUUGAUGAAUUUGGCAACAGGACUCUUGGAACCAGGACCACCACUUCAUUCUCAGAGCACUCAGAGACUGUGUCGACCCAACAGCCCCCUUUCUCCUAUGCUGAUGCAGUUAAAAGAAAGGCUGCCACGGUGAGCCAUACAAAAACCUAUGAUGAAGACUCCACCGAGGAGCUGCUGAGGAAUUUUCACAAAACAUGGACAGAGACAGAGACGGUUUUCAAGAGCCUUGGCUACAGUGUUUCAGAAGAGAGGACAUCUGAAAUUGUGUCACAUCAGACAAAGACUGCCUUAGCUGAUUCGAGUUCCGCAGUCGGAACUUUGUACAGUAUGUCGGAGGAGGGUUUAUCCAAUGGAUGCUCUGAUAGUGGACAGAAAGAGGUAUCAUAA
Lampris incognitus (smalleye Pacific opah) is the source of this 10017-nucleotide messenger RNA. RefSeq names its product xin actin binding repeat containing 2b (gene xirp2b). The record is from RefSeq and is a predicted model, not a curated record. Gene Ontology annotation, cellular component: focal adhesion; stress fiber. The coding region runs from base 37 to 10017 and encodes 3326 amino acids. The transcript has 9 exons. Lineage: Eukaryota; Metazoa; Chordata; Actinopteri; Lampriformes; Lampridae. Gene Ontology annotation, biological process: actin filament organization; actin cytoskeleton organization. Gene Ontology annotation, molecular function: actin filament binding.